Cannabis sativa is the source of this 414-nucleotide messenger RNA. RefSeq lists its product as uncharacterized. Bases 1 to 414 code for a protein of 137 amino acids. NCBI's taxonomy places the organism in Eukaryota, Viridiplantae, Streptophyta, Magnoliopsida, Rosales, Cannabaceae. The transcript has a single exon. The record is from RefSeq and is a predicted model, not a curated record.
AUGCCCACUGUUACUAACAACUCACCUACAGAUACAACAUUGCCAUCGACUUCCACUCAUCCUAUGACAACAAGACUCAAGGCAGAGAUCAGGAUACCAAAGGCCUUGCUUGCUGUGUAUGAACCAAAGUCUGUUAAAACAACAUUGGAAGAACCUCACUGGUUUGAAGCAAUGUCCACAAAGAUGUUUGCGUUAAAGAAAAACAAGACAUGGGUGCUAGUUCCCUUACCUGAAAAUCAAACAUGUAUAGGCUGCAAGUGGGUUUUGAGAAUAAUACAAAAUACAGAUGACUCAUUCAACAGAUGCAAAGCAAGGUUCAUGGCCAAAGGCUUUCAUCAACAGGCUGGGUUUGAUUUUUCAGAGACAUUUAGUCUUGUGGUAAAGCCAAUAACCAUCAGAAUGUGCUCAACAUAA